Messenger RNA from Otolemur garnettii (small-eared galago), 1950 nucleotides. RefSeq names its product mitogen-activated protein kinase 4 (gene MAPK4). Lineage: Eukaryota; Metazoa; Chordata; Mammalia; Primates; Galagidae. Gene Ontology annotation, molecular function: MAP kinase activity; ATP binding. The transcript is spliced from 5 exons. Gene Ontology annotation, biological process: protein phosphorylation; intracellular signal transduction; cell surface receptor signaling pathway. The coding region runs from base 129 to 1877 and encodes 582 amino acids. Gene Ontology annotation, cellular component: cytoplasm; nucleus. The record is from RefSeq and is a predicted model, not a curated record.
GAGAAAAAGGCAUCCCUUCACUGUGGGGCUUGACAGAAUGAGGUGUGCUAGGGAGGCCACUAGCUGGGACUUAGCCUUUCCCAACUGCCCCUUUAUAACCCGGGCAGCCCCAGACCACUGAGCCAACCAUGGCCGAGAAGGGCGACUGCAUCGCCAAUGUUUAUGGGUAUGACCUCGGUGGGCGCUUUGUUGACUUCCAGCCCCUGGGCUUUGGUGUCAAUGGGCUGGUGCUGUCAGCUGUGGACAGCCGGGCUUGCCGGAAGGUAGCCGUGAAGAAGAUCACCCUGAGUGACUCCCGCAGCAUGAAGCACGCGCUCCGGGAGAUCAAGAUCAUCCGGCGCCUGGACCACGACAACAUCGUCAAGGUGCACGAGGUGCUGGGUCCCAAGGGCGCCGACCUGCAGGGCGAGCUGUUCAAGUUCAGCGUGGCUUACAUCGUCCAGGAGUACAUGGAGACCGACCUGGCACGCCUGCUGGAGCAGGGCACACUGACAGAGGAGCACGCCAAGCUCUUCAUGUACCAGCUGCUCCGCGGCCUCAAAUACAUCCACUCUGCCAACGUGCUGCACAGGGACCUGAAGCCCGCCAACAUCUUCAUCAGCACAGAGGACCUCGUGCUCAAAAUCGGCGAUUUUGGGUUGGCAAGGAUCGUUGAUCAGCAUUAUUCACACAAGGGUUAUCUGUCAGAAGGGUUGGUGACAAAGUGGUACUGCUCCCCACGAUUGCUUCUGUCGCCCAACAACUACACCAAAGCCAUCGACAUGUGGGCCGCUGGCUGCAUCCUGGCUGAGAUGCUCACAGGGAAAAUGCUCUUUGCUGGGGCUCACGAGCUGGAGCAGAUGCAGCUCAUCCUGGAGACCAUCCCCGUGGUCCGGGAGGAAGACAAGGACGAGCUGCUCAGAGUGAUGCCCUCCUUCGUCAGCAGCACCUGGGAGGUGAAGCGGCCGCUGCGCAAGCUGCUCCCCGAUGUGGACAGUGAAGCCAUCGACUUUCUGGAGAAGAUCCUGACCUUUAACCCCAUGGAUCGCCUGACAGCUGAGAUGGGGCUGCAGCACCCCUACAUGAGCCCAUACGCGUGCCCCGAGGACGAGCCCACCUCGCAGCACCCCUUCCGCAUCGAGGACGAGAUUGACGACAUUGUGCUGAUGGCCGCCAACCAGAGCCAGCUUUCCAACUGGGACAGGUACCCGGUGAGCCUGUCAUCGGACCUGGAGUGGCGGCCCGACCGGUGCCAGGACGCGAGCGAGGUGCAGCUCGACCCACGCGCGGGCUCUGCGCCGCUGUCCGAGGACGUGCAAGUGGAUCCGCGCAAGGACUCGCAGAGCAGCUCCGGCCGCUUCCUGGAGCAGUCGCACUCGUCCAUGGAGCGCGCCUUCGAGGCCGACUACGGGCGCUCCUGCGACUACAAGGUGGGCUCGCCGUCCUACCUGGACAAGCUGCUGUGGCGCGACAACAAGCCGCAUCACUACUCCGAGCCCAAGCUCAUCCUGGACCUGUCGCACUGGAAGCAGGCGGCCGGCGCCCCCCCCACGGCCGCGGUGGCGGCGGACGCGGUGGCCCGCGAGGACGAGCCAGCCAGCCUCUUCCUGGAGAUCGCUCAGUGGGUCAAGAGCACGCAAGGCGGCCCCGAGCUCGCCAGCCCGCCGCGCGACGGGUCCGAGCACCUGUCUGCCUCUCCCCCCGGCUGCCCGGCACCAGUCGACGGGGGCGCUAGCCCCCAGUUCGACCUGGAUGUGUUCAUCUCCCGCGCCCUAAAGCUCUGCACCAAGCCAGAGGACCUGCCAGACAAUAAACGCGGCGACCUCAAUGGCGCGUGCAUCUCUGAGCACCCUGGCGACCUCGUGCAGACAGAGGCCUUUUCCAAAGAAAGGUGGUGAGGGCGGAGGGGGUGCUCCAGGCCCCCGCUCAUGGCAGGAGGCCACCCUAGCAAAACCGGGCCUGGUCUGAGGA